UUUAAGAUCGGACCUAUCUGCGACCUGAGCGAGGUUUUUACGCACAAAGUUUGAUUUUACGCACCUAUUUAAUCCGGCUUUCAACUUUUACGCAAGAAUGACCUCUUCUAACGUGUCGAUUGUGGACUUAACGCAGUGUUUUUGGACUCUGAACAUAAAGCCUUUCCUCCUGUGGAAGGAUAACUGCUCCUGCUAGUGUUGCUGUGUUGUCUUAAGUGUGUGUGUGUGUGUGUGUGUGUGAGGCGACAGAUUCAACCGGGACACCCAUCCAUCUACCUGAGAAUCAGCUCAAACUGGAGCGUCUCUUUUGACACGAACUCGUCAAAGAGCUCAGAAACAACUCGCUCUUAAACCUAAACAGACACCGAGAUGCAGCAUUUGACAAACUUAAAGCCAAGGCUACUCCAAAACGCAUGAGCCACUCAGGUCGGACUGAACCAUGUCGGAGGUGCUCGGAGUUGUGCGUAAAAGCAGCCGUACACCGGACAGGAAGUGAACUAAUUAUUAUUAAACCCCAUCCCUCAUUUCCAUAUCUAGCGUGAGUUGGCUGGACCGCAGCCAAUCACCCAGCGAAGGGCAGCAAGAGUCGUAAAAGCAUUAUCCUUCCUCCAUCACAAUUACACUGACAUGCGCAAUCUGCACGCGGGCAUCAGCACCAGCCACCGCUCGCUUAUUUCACCGACCCCGCUCCCUCUGAAGGGUCCCAUUCGCUGCUUGUAGAUGAGUCGGCGAAAGGCAGCAGAGAGAGAUCAACAUGUCCCGCCGCAAGCAAGCCAAACCGCAGCAUCUCAGGUCAGAGGAGGAGGCGACACGGAGCGGACUCCUCUGCAGAAAUGGCAUCGUGGAGGGCAUGGACAGGGUGGAGAGCAAUGGAGGCUGCCACAGCAGUGAGGAAACACACGUCUGUGACAAAUGCUGUGCUGAGUUCUUCACUUGGACUGAACUGAGGGAACAUCAGAAAGUCUGCACUGAGGAUCCCUUGGUGCUGAUAGUGAAGGACAACGAGGGGAUGCCAGCUCCUGAGGAAUCUCCUGUCGGACCUUCUCCAGUUCCUAGUGUGGCGUCCAGUGACUCGUCUGCAGUGGAGUCCACAGACGCUGGCUUUGAGCUUAAUGACAAUGACAGUCUGGACAAUUUAGAGGAAGGCUUGGAGCAUGAUGAAGCCAUGGAGCUUGAGCAUCGCCCACAGGACACUACAACCUCAAGCCCUCAGCAUCAAGAUUCAGCUGAGUCCAUUUCCCCUCAGAUGCCAGCUGCUGGCAGCUAUGGCAUGCCGAGUACAAACGUGACGCUGGAGAUCCUUCACAGCACCAGGGUGGCUGUCGCUCAGUUCUCCCAGGGGAUCAGCAACAGCGGUACUGGAGGGAAGGCAGCUUCAGCAGCCAUCCCGGUGAUCCUGGAGCAUCUUCUGGCUCUGCAGCAACAACAAGUCCACCAGCUGCAGCUUAUUGAGCAGAUCUGCAGCCAGGUAGCCAUCAUGAACAGACAGCCAACACAGGCAGCGUUAAACCCAGUCUCCAGAUCUCUGUCUCUGGCACCUAACCCUUUCCCCUCUCAAAGCAUCAUCGCUCCUCCCAUCCUGCCACUGUCAGGAACGAUGCCCUCAGCCAUCAAUGGACAGGCUGCUGUUUCCUUGUCCUCUGUGCUUGACAAGUCACAAAGUCUCCCCUCACAAACUGUAUGUGGGCAGUCCAACUGUAGAGAUGUAACAUGUACCUCAGCUUCCUCGGAAAAUUCAACCCCAUCGCUCUCCAGCUGCAGCAGCAGGAUCUCCACUUUACUGCCACACACCAACAGCAUUAGCUGUACUCAGACACUGAGCUCCUCCAGCCAGCUCCCCCUGGCGCAGAGCAGCCUCCUCAGCUCAUCCUCCAGCCUGCCAUUUCUACCUCAGAGCCCCCCCAGCAGCGUCAUUUUCCCCAACCCCUUGGCGAGCAUAGCCGCCACAGCUAAUGCACUUGACCCUCUCUCAGCCCUCAUGAAGCACAGGAAAGGGAAACUGCCUAACGUGCCCUUGUUCGAGACGAAGCCCAGCCCGGAGGAGCCCUUCUUCAAGCAUAAAUGCAGGUUCUGUGCCAAAGUGUUUGGCAGUGACAGCGCUCUGCAGAUCCACCUGCGCUCCCAUACAGGAGAGCGGCCCUUCAAAUGCAACAUCUGCGGCAACCGCUUUUCCACAAAAGGGAACUUAAAGGUGCACUUCCAGAGGCACAAAGAGAAAUAUCCUCAUGUUCAGAUGAACCCGUACCCGGUGCCAGAAUAUCUAGACAAUGUGCCAACAAGUUCUGGGAUUCCCUAUGGAAUGUCCAUCCCUCCAGAAAAACCUGUCUCCUCAUGGCUGGACAGCAAACCUGUUGUAGCAACUCUGCCAGCCACUAUGGGUCUUCCUCUUUCCUCCACUAUUACCAGUAUCGGAGGCUCAAAUGACCCUGUAAGUGUAACACCAUCCGUUAAAUCUCCCUACCAGCCAGCUCCUGGUGAAUGUGUAUCUUUGUCACCUAACCACAGAGGCAGUGAGGCUCAUUUCUCUCCUGUUUCAGAGUCUCCGCAGUCAAACCGUGAGACAGAAGCGUCCAAUAUACUGAAAACAGAGGGGGUACACCUGCCCCAGAACUGCUCCCUGAGACUGAGAGCCAACCCGGUAAUAGAUGCAAGCAGCACUAUGAUCCCAUCUGUGACCACCACGCCUGAACCCGUCACCUCAGCGUCCCCUGUCUCCAACUCUCCACCUCUCUCGUUCAACUCGGACGAAACUAAAUUCCCAACCAGUGGUUUCCUGGACUCUAUGCAAACAUCUGAAACCUCAAAGCUUCAGCAGCUGGUGGAGAACAUUGACAAAAAGAUUACAGACCCCAACCAGUGUGUCCUCUGUCACCGCGUCCUCAGCUGUCAGAGUGCGCUGAAGAUGCACUACCGCAUUCACACCGGGGAGAGGCCCUUCAAAUGUAAAGUGUGCGGCAGGGCUUUCACCACCAAAGGCAACCUGAAGACUCACAUUGGUGUUCACAGAGAAAAUCCCCCAGUUCAGGUGCAACACUCGUGUCCCAUUUGCCAGAAGAAGUUCACCAACGCUGUCGUGCUUCAGCAGCACAUCCGCAUGCACAUGGUCGGACAGAUUCCAGACUCGACCCUGGUGGACGGGCUGCAGGAGACAGAUGGCGAUGUCUCCUUCAAUGAGAGGAACUUUGACAGUCUCAGUAGCAAUGACAAUGACCUCACUGAUGAUAUUUCAAUGGAGGAUGAUAAUGAUGAAGAGGAAGAGGAGGUAGAAAAUAUGGAGGAAGUUGUAAACCCAUCUAAACCCUUAAUCUCUGAAUGUAACUCUCCUCCUAAGUCCUCCGUUGUUUCAAGUAUAGCUGCACUGGAGAACCAAAUGAGGAUGAUUGACUCGACUGUAAGCCUGACCAACUCCUUCAGUAUAAAGUCCCUAACAAAUGGUUGUAAUGACAGCAGCCAUCACAACGUUAAAUGCUCUUUAUCAGAGAAAAAGGUGGAGCAUUGCAGCCUAAAUAGCCCGAAUGUGUCAGAAUCCUCCAGUUCACCUCGUGUAUCAGUGUCUCCCAUUCAAAGCAACUCAGAAGGCAUGACGAUCAAAUCACCCACAGUGAGCAGCAACAGGCCAGAAUCCCAAGAGCCUUUGGCAGCAUCAGUGAAGAGAGAGCAAUCUGAGUCCCCUAACUCUGCAUCAGCAGCUGCAGUGGCCCAAGAGCUGAGAGGGAUACAGGCCAGCAAGCUGUGCGUGAAAGAGGAGACUCCUUAUAGUAUGUCAUUCCAACUGAGCAGAGAAAGAGCUGCAGGUCAAAGCAUUCCCAGCCUGGUUACCAGCACGUCAUCAGGCCUGAUAAAAACCGAGGUGAAUGGUCACAGUCAACCCCACAACCCUUCCGAAGGACAGCACCCACCAUUCAGCAUUCACAUCCCCCCGGCUUAUGCAUCCGUUGGCAGCCCAGGAAUGACUUCCCUGCUCGGCCCUGCUCCUCCUCGUCGGACACCGAAGCAGCACAACUGCAACGUCUGUGGGAAGAACUUCUCAUCGGCCAGCGCCUUGCAGAUCCAUGAGCGCACACACACCGGAGAGAAACCGUUUGUCUGCACCAUCUGCGGCAGAGCUUUCACCACGAAAGGGAAUCUUAAGGUUCAUAUGGGAACUCACAUGUGGAACAACGCACCAGCCAGGAGAGGCCGGCGGCUGUCAGUAGAGAACCCCAUGGCGCUGCUGGGUGGAGAGGCAGCGAAGUUUGGGGAGAUGUUUCAGAAGGACCUGGCAGCUCGAGCGAUGAAUGUAGACCCUGGAUUUUGGAACCGCUAUGCGACAGCUAUCGCCAACAGCCUGGCCACGAAGAACAACGAGAUCUCAGUGAUUCAGAACAGGGGCAUCUCUCAGCUUCACCCUCUGACUGCAGGCAUGGACAGAGUGAGCACUGCAGGAAGUCCAAUAACCAGUCUAACCAAGGCAGGCAUGGACCUGGGAAAUAAUAGGCAUUUUUCAAUGCUGAUUGAUGACAGCAAAGAAAUUGGAAUCAACUGAAAAUAAAAAAGAUGAAUGGAGACGUAAUACUUAUGCAAUCUAUUAUGGACAUUAAAAUAUUUGUAAAACAUCUUGUUUGUUCUUAUGUAUUAUAUAUAGACUUGAAAAAGAACUUUUUAUCAAUUGAGAGAGAAUAGUAGGGAAUUCACAUUUUGCUAUUUUACUUUGCCGUCAUUUGUGAAUGUUUUUUUUUUCUAUACAUUAAAGAAGUUUAACUUGUACCUGAGAGAAUUCAUAAGGUGCUCAGACAUAUGGUUGCUCUGAAGAAGGGAACGAUAUGUUCAAAUCAAUAAUGCAAAGAGUCUGUUAUCUCCUCUGGACAGCUGCCCAGUGCUGCUAGCUGGUGCAAAGCACAAACCAUGCCCGUACAUACCCACAAUUACCAAUUGCAGUGAGCUAUUGUCAAUGUUAUGAUGAGAAAUUGUCAUUCUUAAACAACAGUUGGACUGAAUAAAAACUAGA
Epinephelus fuscoguttatus (brown-marbled grouper) is the source of this 4987-nucleotide messenger RNA. It is a transcript of the gene sall3b, whose product is annotated as spalt-like transcription factor 3b. The transcript is spliced from 4 exons. Gene Ontology annotation, biological process: regulation of transcription by RNA polymerase II. The record is from RefSeq and is a predicted model, not a curated record. Lineage: Eukaryota; Metazoa; Chordata; Actinopteri; Perciformes; Serranidae. Gene Ontology annotation, cellular component: nucleus. Gene Ontology annotation, molecular function: DNA-binding transcription factor activity, RNA polymerase II-specific; RNA polymerase II cis-regulatory region sequence-specific DNA binding. Bases 755 to 4525 code for a protein of 1256 amino acids.